Molecule: messenger RNA, 2902 nt
Organism: Meleagris gallopavo (turkey)
Lineage: Eukaryota; Metazoa; Chordata; Aves; Galliformes; Phasianidae
Product: arf-GAP with SH3 domain, ANK repeat and PH domain-containing protein 2-like
Biological process (GO): positive regulation of GTPase activity
Cellular component (GO): cytoplasm
Molecular function (GO): GTPase activator activity; protein binding
Source: RefSeq, a predicted model, not a curated record
UGCAGUUCCCCUUUCUGGCUCCGUCUCUCUGCAGCACCAUGGCAGCACCCAUCUUGGUGUGUGACUUCGUGAAGCAAGUGCAGGAGGACCUCAGCUCACCCACCACCUCCACCUUCACCAGCCACAUGGGCCGCUGUAAGGCCACUGCCAGCAGCAUGGAGGAGGCCUUGGAUGCAGACCGAGCUGUGCUGCAGAAGAUGAAGAAAGCUGCCAAGGCAGAGCAUGGCUGUGGACAAGACCUCAUCAGCCACCUCGCAGCCCACAUUGCUGCCCAGGAGUUGUUCUCAGCCAACUACCAGCUGGAGGGAGAGGAGCAGCUGGCUAAUGCCUUCAGCACCUUCGCGGCCUUCUCCCAGGAGCUGCUGAUUGCCGUCAGGAGCCUGUUGCAGAGUUUGGACCACAACAUUAAUUUUUCCCUGGAGUCCUUAAUAAAGGGAGACAUGAAAGAGAUCAAAGGGGAGUUCAAGAAGCCCCUUGAGAAGGCCUACAAAGACUAUGAGAGCAAACUCACAAAGAUAGAGAAGGAGAAGCGUGAGCUGGCAAAGCAGCAUGGCAUGGUGAGGGGUGAGGUGAGCGGGGGGGAGAUCGCCGAGGAGAUGGAGAAGGAGCGCAGGACCUUCCAGUUAAACAUGUGUGAGUAUCUAAUCAAAGUGAAUGAGAUCAAAACCAAGAAAGGGAUCGACCUGCUGCAAAACCACAUCAAGCACUGCAACUCACAGUUCAAUUUUUUCCAGGAAUGUUUAAACACAACAGCAAAACUUAAAAAGUUUACAGAGGAGCUCAUCCCGGAACUGCAGAGCCUGAAGGUCAGGCAGGACGAGGAGAAGAAGCAACUGUGUGCCCUUCGGGAUCAGCUGAAGGCAGCGUUGCAGCUGGAGCAGAGAGAGGACUUGGGGAGCAAGCAGGCCCGGUACAACAUGCAUCAGCUGCAGGGGAACAAGCAGUAUGGCACAGAGAAGAUGGGGACUCUCUUUAAGAAAAGCGAUGGGUUGAGAAAAGUCUGGCAGAAGAGGAAAUGCACUGUCAGCAAUGGCUACCUGACCAUCUCUCACAGCAUGUCCAACCGCCCUCCAGCCAAGCUGAACCUACUGACCUGCCAGGUGAAGCCAAACGUGGAUGACAAGAAAUGCUUUGAUCUGGUUUCACACAACCGCACAUACCGCUUCCUGGCAGAGGACGAGCAGGACUGUUUUGUAUGGGUGUCUGUGCUCAGCAACAGCAAGGAGGAGGCACUGAACGUGGCCUUCAGCAAGGCGCAGGGCGGAGGGGAGAGCAGCAGGGAGGAGCUGACCCGGGCCAUAGUUGAGGAGGUCAGAAACAUGCCUGGGAACAGGGAGUGCUGUGACUGCUUGGCCCCAGAUCCCACCUGGCUCUCCAUUAACCAUGGCAUCCUGAUCUGCAUUGAGUGCUCUGGGAUUCACAGAGAGAUGGGUGUGCACAUCUCCCGCAUCCAGUCACUGUCUUUGGACAAGCUGGCAACCUCCGAAUUGCUGCUGGCGAGGAACAUUGGCAACGCUGGUUUCAAUGGCAUCAUGGAAGCGAGUCUUUCCAGCUUCUCCCCGAAGCCCGUGGCACACAGUGACAUGGCCUUGCGGAAAGAAUUCAUCAUUUCCAAGUAUGUUGAGAAGAAAUAUGCCAAGAGGAGCCCUGCUGCUCAGUGCCCAAGCCUCCCAGAAGCUGUCAAGGGCAAGGACAUAUUUACUUUGCUCCAAGCUUAUGCUGAGAACGUGGAUUUGAGCAAGCCUGUGCAGGCACACCUGCAGGAACCUGGGGAGACCAUCCUCCACCUGGCAGUGCUGUUGUCUGAUCGAACUUCUUUGCAUAUUGUUGAUUUUCUUGUCCAGAACAGCGGGAGCCUGGAAAAGCAGACCAUAGUGGGGAACACGCCGCUUCACUACUGCUGCUUUCACAACAAACCUGAGUGCCUCAAACUGCUGCUGAAGGCUAAAGCCAACAUCACCAUCACUAACCAAGCAGGAGAGACGGCCCUGGACAUUGCCAAGAGGACAAGACAUCACCAGUGUGAAGAGCUGCUGCUGCAGGCCCAGAACAAUCAGUUCAGCCCGCAUGUCCAUGUGGAGUACGAGUGGUGGCUGGGCCAGGAUGACAUGUAUGAGAGCGAUGAUGAGCUGGAUGAGAAGCUGGGUCUUAUGAAGAGGGGGUCUUCCUGUCCACAGAGCUGCUCCCAGCCUCCUGCCACUGCCAUCAGACCAGAAGCAGCAGGGGCAGUGCCUCAGGGGAGGCGGCCAGACACCUAUGCCUUGCCACACACCCACCUCCGCAGCCUGGAUGUGCCACCAGCUCCAUCCUACCCACCUCCUUUCCCUCCCCAUCGGGCGAAGUCAGCUCCUGAAAGGACACGUCCACUCCUGACCAGCUCAUCUGUCUUUGCUGAGGACACAAGAACCAGGAGGAGCCCAUCCCUGCCUCUGAGCACCAAGCACAAGCGCACAUCCUCAGAUCCAGCUCCUUGGGUACCACUCAGCCCGGAGAAACCCAACCUUGGCCUGGCUUCAGGUGCCCUGAUGGCCAUGGACUGCCUCUAUGCAUCUGUCUCCAGAAAAGCAGGACAGCCUGGCCCACACCAAUCGCCCCAGGAGUCAGAUCCAAGUUCUGGAAGUGCCUUCAAUGUCCCACCUCCUCUUCCUCGGAGGGGCAGUUCGAACACACUGCUGUUCCGCAGGGUCCGUGCUCUCUAUGACUGCAGUGCUGACCGGGAAGAUGAGCUGACUUUCCAUGCAGGCGAGAUCAUUGUGGUAUCUGAAAAGGAGGACGACAACUGGUGGAAAGGCUGGAUUGAAGGGCAGCCCCACAGGCAAGGUGCCUUCCCUGCUUCCUUCGUUCACGUGCUCAAUGAAUAGGAGCUGCUUUGAUCUUGGGGGGAAGAUCUCAUCAGCUGCUU